CACGUGUGGCUGAAUCGACCGCAGUAUGGCGCCAAACUCAAACCUGAGGUAAACUCAGGCUAACAAACAGAAGCCAACUCGUAGCUUUUAAUCGGGUGUUUUACACAUUUUAAACCUAUUUUCUCCUCAAAAACUUUGUUCUCACAUCGUCUUCAGCCUUAUUUAUUCGAUUAGGAGCAGAAUGUUUCGCUGUUUUGAUGUAACGUCGUCUUUACAGGACUGUGCCAGGUCCCUGCGGCAAAGCCUUCGCUCCAGAGUCUCUGAAAAGGAGAAGAGGGCCAUGGCCCACAGUGCCAAGAUAGACCAGGAUCUGGGAGAACGUGGCAGACAGGAGGCAAACGUGUUGAAGAUCCUUCUUCUGGGGACUCCAGAGAGUGGUAAAAGUACCCUGCUGAAGCAGAUGAAGAUAAUCUACAGCCGGGGUUUUACUAAAGACGAGCUGGUCAGCUUUACGCCUGCGGUUCUGGACAAUCUCCUGACGUCAAUGAAGUGUGUCCUGCAUGGUAUGGGUGUGUUACGGAUCAAUCUGUCUAACAGGAAGAAUAAGGCUCACGCUCGCUGCGUUCUGAAGUGUGAGAGCUGCGUUGGGGAGGACGGGGAGCUGAUACCCUUCGCGGCGUUCGCUUUCUGCAGCUUGUGGGGCGAUCAGGGGGUUCGGCUGGCGGCCGCCAAGGGCCACGAGUACCAGCUUAACGAUUCGGCGCUUUAUUUCUUUGAGAAUAUGGGCCGAAUUAUCGCUCCAAACUACGUCCCAACUGAAGCAGAUGUCCUGAGGGUGCGAGUGAGGACCAGAGGCAUCAUCGAAACUCAGUUCAGCUACAAAAACUCCAUUUACAGAAUGUAUGAUGUGGGCAGUCUGCGCUCGGAGAGGAAGAAGUGGUUCAGCUAUUUUGAUGAUGCCCGGGCGGUGCUAUUUGUAGUGGCACUUAAUGGGUAUGAUCUAACUCUUCCGGAGCGCCCCUGUUUGAUCAGAUAUAAUGUAAAUGUAAAAUCUAAUUUCUGUCAAUAUUUGUGUUCACAGAUUUUGUACAUGAAUAAAACUGACCUGUUUUGUGAGAAGAUCGUUAAUUCUGAGAGACAUCUGAGACUCUAUUGUCCUGACUUUAGAGGUCCCGACUGCGACGUGACUGCAGCCGCCCGCCACGUCACCGCCAUGUUCAUCACGAGGUGCACUGCAUCCGGCAGGCUCGCGUUUCCUCACUACACCAACGCCACGGACACGCCCGCUGUGGGUGACGUCUUCUCCGCUGUCAUCAACAGCAUCACACAGCAGAACCUCCAGGCUGUUCCCCUGCUCUGAUUCGGGAGUUAACUUUUAGCUGUUUGUUAUUUAUAAUGCUUUUUAAAGGAGAACUCCAGUGUGAAAUUGACUUUGGGU
This is a messenger RNA of Astyanax mexicanus (Mexican tetra), 1378 nucleotides long. RefSeq names its product guanine nucleotide-binding protein G(o) subunit alpha. Gene Ontology annotation, cellular component: heterotrimeric G-protein complex. Gene Ontology annotation, molecular function: G protein-coupled receptor binding; G-protein beta/gamma-subunit complex binding; guanyl nucleotide binding. Lineage: Eukaryota; Metazoa; Chordata; Actinopteri; Characiformes; Acestrorhamphidae. The record is from RefSeq and is a predicted model, not a curated record. Gene Ontology annotation, biological process: adenylate cyclase-modulating G protein-coupled receptor signaling pathway. Bases 182 to 1300 code for a protein of 372 amino acids. The transcript is spliced from 9 exons.